Orycteropus afer afer is the source of this 3392-nucleotide messenger RNA. It is a transcript of the gene IARS2, whose product is annotated as isoleucyl-tRNA synthetase 2, mitochondrial. Gene Ontology annotation, molecular function: tRNA binding; isoleucine-tRNA ligase activity; aminoacyl-tRNA deacylase activity. NCBI's taxonomy places the organism in Eukaryota, Metazoa, Chordata, Mammalia, Tubulidentata, Orycteropodidae. The record is from RefSeq and is a predicted model, not a curated record. Gene Ontology annotation, biological process: isoleucyl-tRNA aminoacylation. Gene Ontology annotation, cellular component: cytosol.
UCCCCGGCGCGUGCUCACUCCCUCACUGCUCGCGGAGGCUACGUGGGGUCCCGUCUCCCGAGAGCCGGGGCGGGAGGUGAGGCCUCCGCGCCCGGAGGAGACCAAGGGGACUCUGCUAUGCGUUGGGGGCUACGCCCUAGCGGGCCAGGGGCUGCGGCCGCGGCCCGGAAUCUGUGGGGCCUGCCCCGCCUUCCCUGUCGCCUAGGGUGGCGAGGAACAACAUGGAGGCUUCUGGUGCGGUCAGUCAGUGGGGCCAGUAAUCAACUGCCGAACUUGAAUAGCGGCAGAUACCGGGACACGGUGUUGCUGCCCCAGACCAGCUUCCCCAUGAAGCUGCUAGGCCGCCAGCAACCCGAUAUGGAGCUCGAGAUCCAGCAGAAAUGUGGAUUUUCAGAACUUUAUUCAUGGCAAAGAGAAAGGAAAGUAAAGACAGAGUUUUGUCUUCACGAUGGACCUCCCUACGCAAAUGGUGAUGCUCACAUUGGGCAUGCUUUAAAUAAGAUUUUGAAAGACAUAGUCAACCGGUAUCAUAUGAUGAAAGGUUCCAAAAUACAUUUUGUGCCCGGGUGGGAUUGUCAUGGGUUACCCAUUGAGAUAAAAGUAUUAUCAGAACUUGGUGAAAAAGCUCAGAAUCUUUCAGCUGUGGAAAUUAGAGGGAAAGCUAGAUCAUAUGCUAAAGCAGCCAUUGAGAAACAGAAAUCGGCAUUUACUCGUUGGGGAAUAAUGGCAGAUUGGAAUAAUUGUUACUAUACAUUUGAUGAAAAAUAUGAGGCCAAACAGUUGAGAAUUUUCUAUGACAUGUAUGAAAAGGGAUUGGUUUAUCGAGCUUACAAGCCUGUGUUUUGGUCUCCCUCUUCAAGGACUGCAUUGGCUGAAGCGGAACUUGAGUAUAAUCCUGAGCACGUUAGUCGUUCUAUAUAUGUAAAAUUCCCUAUUUUGACACCUUCUCCUGUGUUGGCUUCUCUUUUAGAUGGCUCAUCUCCUGUUAGUGUCUUAGUCUGGACCACACAGCCUUGGACAAUUCCAGCUAACCAGGCUAUUUCCUAUAUGUUAGAGGCAAAAUAUGCUGUUGUGAAAUGUUCCAAUUCUGGUGACAUCUACAUACUGGCAGCAGAUAAAGUAGCAUCUGUUGCUUCAGCACUGGAAACAAAAUUUGAGGUUAUUUCAACAUUUUCAGGUGCAGAUUUGGAAAAUGGUACUUGUUCUCAUCCUAUGUUUCCUGAUAAAGUUUCCCCUCUUUUACCUGCAAGUCAUGUGAACGUGACAAAAGGAACUGGAUUGGUUCACACAGCCCCAGCUCAUGGUAUGGAAGAUUACAGUGUAGCUUCUCAACACAACCUGUCAAUGGAUUGUUUAGUGAAUGAAGAUGGAAUUUUCACAGAUGUCGCAGGUCCUGAACUUCAAAAUAAGGCUGUCCUUGAAGAGGGAACUGAUGUGGUUAUAAAGAUGCUUCAGGCUGCAAAGAAUUUGUUGAAAGAAGAAAAAUUGGUACACAGCUAUCCCUAUGACUGGAGGACUAAAAAACCAGUGGUUAUUCGUGCCAGUAAACAGUGGUUUGUGAAUAUCAUGGAUAUUAAGCCUACGGCCAAGGAAUUAUUAAAAAAGGUGAAAUUUAUUCCUGGGUCAGCACUGAAUGCCAUGGUUGAAAUGAUGGACAGGAGACCCUAUUGGUGUAUAUCAAGACAAAGAGUUUGGGGUGUUCCAAUUCCUGUUUUUCAUCAUAAGACAAAGGAUGAAUUCUUGAUCAACAGUCAAACCAUUGAGCAUAUUAUUAAACUAGUGGAACAACAUGGAAGUGAUAUCUGGUGGACUCUUCCCCCUGAGCAGCUUCUUCCAAAAGAAAUCUUAUCUCAGGUUGGUGGUCCUGGUGCUUUGGAAUAUGUUCCAGGUCAGGAUAUUUUAGAUAUCUGGUUUGACAGUGGAACUUCAUGGGCUCAUGUUCUUCAAGGUACUGACCAAAGAGCAGAUUUGUACGUGGAAGGAAAAGACCAACUUGGGGGUUGGUUUCAAUCUUCUUUAUUAACAAGUGUGGCAGCAAGGAAAAAAGCACCUUAUAAGGCUGUGGUGGUUCAUGGAUUUACUCUUGGAGAAAAGGGAGAAAAGAUGUCCAAGUCUCUUGGGAAUGUUAUUAAUCCUGAUGUUGUCAUCAAUGGAGGACAAGAUCAAAGCAAAGAGCCACCUUAUGGUGCUGAUGUUCUUCGCUGGUGGGUAGCUGAGUCCAAUGUCUUCACUGAAGUGACAGUUGGUCCAUCUGUACUUAAUGCUGCCAGAGAUGAUAUUAGCAAGCUUAGGAAUACACUCCGCUUUCUUUUGGGAAAUGUGUCUGGUUUCAACCCAGAAACAGAUUCCAUUCCUGCUGCAGAUAUGCAUGUCAUAGACCAGUAUAUGCUACACUUACUGCAUGAUUUUGCUAACAAGAUUACAGAGUCAUACAAACAAUAUGAUUUUGGAAAAGUUAUUCGGCUAUUACGCGCAUUUUAUACUAGAGAACUCUCUAACUUUUAUUUCAGCAUAAUCAAAGAUAGGCUUUAUUGUGAAAAUGAAAAUGAUCCCAAACGACGGUCUUGUCAAACUGCUUUAGCUGAAAUUUUGGAUGUAAUAGUCCGUUCUUUUGCUCCCAUUCUUCCUCAUUUGGCUGAAGAAGUGUUCCAGCACAUACCUUAUGCUAAUGAACCCAAGAGUGUUUUUCGUACUGGGUGGAUUAAUACAAGUUCUAUCUGGAAGAAGCCUGGAUUGGAAGAAGCAGUGGAGAGUGCAUGUGCGAUGAGAGAUUCUUUCCUUGGAAGUAUCCCUGGCAAAAAUGCAGCAGAGUACAAGGUGGUCAUUGUCAUAGAGCCUGGACUGCUUUUUGAGAUAAUGGAGAUGCUACAAACUCAGGAGACUUCUAGCACCUCUCAGUUGAAUGAAUUAAUGAUGGCUUCUGAGACAACUUUACUCAGUCAAGAACCCCGAGAGAUAACUGCAGAUGCAGUUGAGCUUACAGGAACAUUCCUAAUCAAUUUAGAAGGUGGUGAUAUUCGUGAAGAGUCUUCAUAUAAAGUAAUUGUCAUGCCAACUACUAAAGAAAAAUGCCCUCGUUGUUGGAAGUAUACAGCUGAGUCUUCAGAUGCACUCUGCCCUCGAUGUGCAGAAGUUGUUGGUGCAAAGUAGGACCUCGCUUUUGCGUUAACAGUUCUCUUGAGCAAGAACCCCUCUGCCAGUAGUGACGGGGUUUGGAUGAAUUGUUUUUAGUACUAGAAAGAAAUACAAGAUUUUGUUUAGGCAAUGGGUGAGUGGAACAGUAAAUGAUAGAAGAUGAAGGUCAAGAUCAGAAUUAUACCAGUAAUAGUGCCUGAACUAGAGAAGGAAUGAUGUUUGUAUGAAUAUAUAUAUAUGCAGAAAUGUGUGUGUAU